AUGUCUCGAUCUCAAGUUAUGGCUCGAACUUCAUUCUCAGCGGGUUUCAGGGAGGAGGAGAUGAAGAUGAGCUCACAUCUCCUUUUCAAAUCACUUCCUGACCUCGAUCUUCUACCAUCCUACUCUACAGGCCUCUGCGACUUCCCCGCACCAAAAAUAUCGCCACCCGCACAUCUUGUUCUCAAGUUAUGGCCUAACUUCUUUCUGGGUGGCUUACAGGGAGCAGGAUUGCGGCUAUGGCCUUAUAUUUGUUCUGGGUGGCUUACAGGGCCGAGGAUUAAAGAUUCUCUGACCUCGAUCAUUCUAUAUCUUAAUUGGUACUGGGAGGUCACGGAGAAUCGCACUAUUAAACUUUCUCGCGAGCCGCAACUCAUGGACCUCUUGCAAAAUUGCACCUCCUUCCUUCUCCAAAUUGCCACCCCACAAUUAUCAACCAUCGAGAUCGGCACACCCCGCACAGCUGCUACCCCAGAAGAAAUCACCGCGUUCAUCGAAUCCCUAUCCACGUCUUGCCAAACAUUUGGAUCCCUGGAAAAGAUCUCUGUGGUCGAUUAUUCGCCUGGCCAGUGGUGGGAACAUGAGUCUCAAAGCGAACUCUAUUCCCGUAUUUUCCGGCCUUUGCUCCAGUUUCGAAGGCUAUCGACUGUCGAGUUUGUUGACAUUGGGAAAUUCCGCCUUAACGACUCGUUUAUCGAGGAUGCUCACCUUGUGCCAAAAGUUCCCUUUUCCCACACCUUCUUGACUUCUUUCUGGCCUGCCCUCCAUUCACCACGACCUCCGGGCACCUCGACACAUUCUGGACUUGUCAAGUCGCACAAAAAGAUGACCCCGCGCGAAAAUCGCGCCGCCCGCAUGUCUCCUUCCCAAGUUAUGGUCCGAACUUUGAGCUUGGCUGCCUUACUGGGAGGAGAAGGCACAGUACCCUGCGAUGUCCCCGCGCCAAAAUCUCGCUGCCCGCGCGUUUUGUUCUCAACUUAUGGGCCGACCUUUGUUCUUGUUGGCAAACCAGGAGGAGGGCAGGGAGGAGGUGACUUGGGUGACUUCAUAUCUUUUCCCCUGGCAUCUAGCUGCUGCAAACUGACCAUUUUUAUACCUAGGGACUACCUACAUGAAGAAUUUCGGUCCCCUUCGAUUGUCUACAGCCCCACGGUACUUGCUUUGCCCCCUCCGCCUCUUGACUCUCGCGCACCCGUGUGGACUCGCUCCCAAUUGUUUCCGGCCCUCGUUCACGCCAAUACAUCGACCUCUCGCAUUGGGGACUGCUUCUGCAUGGGUCCGAAGGUGUUUUUCCAAGUAGGGUACUUAGGAUCAGUGCAUAUGACUCGCAUUCACCAACCCGUCGACGAUUCCGCCCUUGCCUUCGACGAUAUCAAAGACGUAUCACAAAUUUUUAUUUCCGACAAAGCGGGGAAGAAUCACAAUGUACGAGAAUCGAACCGCAUCACGCGCACGCAUGAUACGAUCCAGUGCCUAUCAGAUCUUCCCUAUAUCGCUCUCCUUCUCGACGUCAAUGUAGUCCUGGACCUGCAGCUUAACGUCACAUUUCCGAAGACGCACCCAGCCAAGAGGGUGGAAUUCUACUCGGGCGAUUGA
Messenger RNA from Suillus subaureus, 1593 nucleotides. RefSeq lists its product as uncharacterized. The record is from RefSeq and is a predicted model, not a curated record. Bases 1 to 1593 code for a protein of 530 amino acids. NCBI's taxonomy places the organism in Eukaryota, Fungi, Basidiomycota, Agaricomycetes, Boletales, Suillaceae. The transcript has 9 exons.